Molecule: messenger RNA, 4583 nt
Organism: Apus apus (common swift)
Lineage: Eukaryota; Metazoa; Chordata; Aves; Apodiformes; Apodidae
Gene: ATE1
Product: arginyltransferase 1
Exons: 12
Coding region: 186-1664 (492 amino acids)
Biological process (GO): protein arginylation
Cellular component (GO): cytoplasm
Molecular function (GO): arginyl-tRNA--protein transferase activity
Source: RefSeq, a predicted model, not a curated record
GCUUUCCCGGGGCUGUCUGGGAAUGGCCCCUGCCGGGUUCUGCUCCUCGUCCGGCUCCGUCUUCCUGACUCCCCGCGGCGCCGGGAAGGGGCAGUUUUGUGCUGCUUUCCUGGCGUGUCCCUGCGAGAGAGGCCAGACUUGUAGCUGGCACAGUCAGAGCAGGACAGGUGAUCGCUGCCCAAGGUAUGUGGGCACAUUCGAUGACUGUUCAAGAUUACCAGGAUCUCAUAGACAGAGGAUGGCGAAGAAGUGGAAAAUACGUCUACAAACCUAUCAUGAAUCAAACAUGUUGUCCUCAGUACACAAUAAGGUGCCAAGCUUUGCAUUUUCAGAUCUCCAAAUCUCACAAGAAAGUUCUGAAGAAAAUGUUGAAAUUUAUUUCCAAAGGAGAUGUUUCGAAAGCACCCAAUGAAGAAGAACCUAUGGAUUCCCAUAUAGAAGAUGCAGUUGUGUGUGAUUUUGCACACAAAAGUGAGUCUCAAGUCAGUCAGUCUGAACUGACUCCCUUGAGUGUGGAUCACACAGAGCGGGUGGAAAAUGAAGAUAAGGACACUGAAGAGACAAAAGAAGAGGUGAAUGAGCAGAAGGUGGAAUCAGGUUCCCUUCAGAUAUGUGCAGAUCAAGACAAGCCAGUCCCUGGAGAACCAUCACAUUCGGCUAAAAUUGUCCAUGCACCACCUAAGCCAGGGAAAGGGGCUGACCUGAGCAAGCCGCCGUGUCGAAAAGCAAAGGACAUCCGGAAAGAGAGAAAACUGCAGAAGCUCCUUCAGAAGCAGAUGUGCACGUUAGAAGGCUCUCAGCUUCAAGCAGGAGAUCAAGUUCUCCUCUCUCAAAACUCUAAAUCUAAAACAAACCAACCUAAAACCAUUGAAGACUUCGUUUUUGUCUCUUUACCUGAUGAUGCGCCACACAAAUUAGAGGUGAGGGUGGUGAGAUCAUCUCCACCAAGUUCACAGUUCAAAGCCACAUUUCAGGAGUCUUACCAGGUCUAUAAACGUUACCAGAUGGUUAUUCACAAGGACCCACCUGAUAAACCAACUAUAAAUCAGUUCACACGAUUCCUCUGUGAUUCUCCUCUGGAGGCAGAGAAUGCACCAGAUGGACCAGACUGUGGUUAUGGGUCUUUCCACCAGCAAUACUGGCUGGAUGGGAAGAUCGUUGCUGUGGGUGUAAUUGAUAUCCUGCCCUACUGCGUGUCCUCAGUCUACCUGUACUAUGAUCCAGACUAUUCUUUCUUAUCUUUGGGAGUCUACUCUGCAUUAAGGGAAAUUGCUUUCACCAGGCAACUUCAUGAAAAAGCUCCUGAUCUCUCUUUUUAUUAUAUGGGUUUCUACAUUCAUUCAUGCCCCAAAAUGAGAUACAAGGGUCAGUACAAGCCCUCUGACUUGUUGUGCCCUGAGACCUAUGUCUGGACUCCUAUUGAGCAGUGUCUCCCCCUGCUCGAGCAUUCGAAAUACUGUCGAUUCAACCAGGAUGUAAAAGCAGUUGAUGAAGGUCGCGUUAGGGAACUGGGCAGAGUGAGAGUGCUUCACAAGAGGACCGUGAUGCCUUACAGUGUGUAUAAGAAAAGAAGGAAGGGGCCAAGUGAUGAAGCCAUUGUUCAGCAAUAUGCAAGUUUGGUGGGACAGACCUGUUCUGAAAGAAUGUUGUUGUUCAGAAGUUGAGCAAUCGCUAAAUGGCGGUUGGAUGGCGCUACGUUUUACUGCACUGCCACGGGAUGGUUUGUACUAUAGUUGUGUGUUGGUAUGCCUGCUCAAAUAGCAGCCUGAGACACAGGUAUAUAGCUAGGCUUGUGUGAAUACAUGGUACUGUGUUUAAAAGCCAACUCCAAUAAAACUUACAAUACAGCAAGGCUUUAGCAAUAUAAGUUUAGAAAAACAUGCUUGCAAUAUAUUUCAGUUAAGUAGUUCUUAGCCGUUCUAUGCGUUUUGGACAAUUCUGGGUAUCUGAGCAAAAUGGAAAACAGGUGUACUUUUUUUUUGUAGAGACAAAGGUUGACUAAAUCUAGAUUAACAAUAAUUAAAUUACCAAUGUUUUCAAAUAGCACCUUGGAUAUCUGUCAUUGAAAAUUGCCAUGAAAUUUAUGCUCGCAUCUGUAUGCUCCUAAAUUCUUGCAAGAGAAUGGAAACGUGCUGUUACUUUCUAAUGUGAAAUCUGGCAUGGGUUAAUUUUGUUCCAAUAGUAUACUUAAAAACAGGAAGAAAUUGUUUUCACUGCACAUUCUUCAUUUGUUUUGAUGCAGUAGGUCUGAGGUAGGAGUUCCUAGUAGGUUCUCAGUGGCAGAGGAGGCAGUGCUCUGGAAAACUUUCCCCUUUAGAGAUGAAACAGAAUAGUUGCACUAUAAAUAUACCAAAGAUAUGCAGCCAAGUGGCACAGUGGUUUUUUUGGUGUAAGCCUUAUCCUUUGUCUAAAAAGACUGGCUAUUUUAAUGCACAUCAGUAACGUGGAAUAGAGCUGGGGAGGUUUAUCCUAUAGCUCUUCAGUGCACAUAUCAGGAUGAUGCUAAAGAAAAAAAAGACACGAGGUACCACUGCUGGGUUUUGUUGCUAUUUUUUUCUGCAGAAUUGUAUGGGAAGACUUAAAUAUCGUAUUCCUGCAUUUUUACUGACUGUUUAUGGCACGGCAGCUCACAGGUUAACAUCUUUAGUAGCUUUUUCCUAAAUACUUCUGUUGGAAACACAGGAAAUUGUGAUGCUUUAUGGAAGCACUUUAUUAUCUGAUACAUGAACGUUGUCAUUCUUAGUCUGUGUCCCUGUCAAGUUCUGCAUGUUACAGGAGUGUGGGGAACUGACACUGUUGUGUAAUUCAGUAAUGUAUUACAACAUCAUAACCAUGCCAGUGAAGUUGUGUUUCUUAAAUUCUUGGCUAACAGGAGCUAGUCUUUACCUUGAAUCAACAGUUUCCUGUUAGCCUGUGGAGAGAGAUUCUUAUUCAAGAAUAUAUGUGUAGGAGUUUUCCCCCAGAAAAGAAUCAAAUUCAGUUUUACCCUCUGAGGGCUACAUCUCCUAUCAUUCAUGGGAUUGAUUUAAUGUUAAACACUUUGCCAGUAUUACUAAUAAUUGAUUUGUAUGUGAAACAGACAUAAGUAUUUUAGGAUUCAAGUGCAUUGCAGAUUUAGCUGUUACUGACACAGAGUACAGCUUUGGCAGUCAUUUUAAAAAGUAAUUUUAUGAUUUAUUAAUUUGGAUGCAUUGUAUUGAUCUACUCUUAUUCUGCAGCAACACUGACUAUUUCUGCCAGCAUUAUAUCAGGUAUGUGUUUAUCUAGACCAGAGAAGUUUCUGUAUACUGUGCAAUCCAGUUUGUCCAUAUCUUCUCUAAACCUAUUGCCAUGGGAGAACCACUAAAUGUUCUUUAUGAAUAUUACUCUAACGAGUUCCUUUCUGUGGGGAAAAUUCUCUUGCCACCCAGUGAAAUGUCAGCUAGUAUGACAUUUUCUGCCUGCACAGUGUGUUGAAAAGCAGUGAUGCCCACAUGGCUUAAAACCAAAAAUAAAUGAGAAAAACCUUUUUGUAUGAUGUAAAAUCGGAUAAUGGGCACAGAGGAAGUCCAGUAUGACUUGCAAAGUCUUAAAGAGGAUUAAAACCAUUUAAGGAUGGCCUUGCUGUGCUGCAGAAGUUUCUGUUAAAUGACAAAGCAGACUUGACACCGCUGAGAGUUCUUGAAGAGCUCCAUCUUUUUGUGCCCACUGUUACUGAUACGCCUUCUAGAUGUGUACUAGACUUUUGCCUGAUGCUGCUUCUCUUGGGGAGCUUUUAAGAACUGCAGUUAAGGAAAAGUGAGGUACGUAUAAGACUGAAAAUGGAGUAGAGCUUGAAGUUACCUUUAUUGUGACCACUAGAGGUAAAUGACCAUUUCCUGUGAAUUCUGAAACGGUGCUUUCACCUUCUGACCUCCACUGGAACUGCAGCACCAAGGCACCUGGGCCUUCAGACCUGUUUUGAACUCAAAUAUGUAUAGAUAGAUUAAAAAAAAAAAAGUCAACAUUGAGAUUAACUCAAAAAUUGUGUUCAUCUGAUGUAAUAUGCUGAGAUCUGACUCGCUUGUCUUAGUGUUAGUUUGGAAGGAAUGGUGCAGUGUUCUUCAGGACUGAUGUCUCUAUCCCUGAUUUAGAAGUGGAACAGAGUCUGAGGAUGAAGUUCUGUAAGUCUGACCAUUGACUUCAGUGGAGCUGAAAAUUCACCCCUAUCAUAAUUUUAUUUAACAAGAUGUCAUCAUUGAGAAUUAUUGAAUUUAGAGAUUUGUCAUGUGGUACAAUCUAUUUUAUGGGUGGGUUUCUUUUAGUGUUAUUAGUUUGUGAUAGUUAAUCCCUGAAGUAAGAUUGCCUUGUUCUAUUUUCUCUUGAUAAAAUGGUGGUAAGAAACUGAAGAGCUGUGACCAGUAUUAAAAAAUACCAUUAUUUGGUUUAAUUGGAAAUAAAUGGGGAGCUUACUCAUAUCCAGCCUCAACACAUUUCAGGAAAUGCAAAAGAACCCGCAUGUUGAGUUUGUAAUUCCUUUUCAGAAGGCCUGUUUGACUUGUAAGUGUAGAAAAUAAAGUUAUUUCUAGUCUUUGUGAAUUAUUAUAAAGAAUUAAUAGCUCCGA